Molecule: messenger RNA, 2342 nt
Organism: Glycine soja
Lineage: Eukaryota; Viridiplantae; Streptophyta; Magnoliopsida; Fabales; Fabaceae
Product: two-pore potassium channel 1-like
Exons: 2
Coding region: 1123-2181 (352 amino acids)
Biological process (GO): potassium ion transmembrane transport; stabilization of membrane potential
Cellular component (GO): plant-type vacuole membrane
Molecular function (GO): potassium ion leak channel activity; calcium ion binding
Source: RefSeq, a predicted model, not a curated record
AUGAAAUUAUUUACCAUUUUUUUAUAACUUUUUGUGAGAUAUUUGAUUUUUAAAAAUAAAUAAUGUUUUGAAAUAUAAUCUCAACUAAAAAUGCAUCAGUGGCACUUGGCUUGUCAGUAAAUCAACUUGGGUUUUAUGGAAUGGUAAACGGUAAAAGGGAAAGGGAAAGUAGAUAUUUUAUGGUUGUAAAAUGUCCAUUUGGAAGGAUGAGAGACAUUAUUGGCUAUUUUUAAUGAAUUCUGAACUUACUUAAAUGGGGACAAAAAAAUAGAAUUGUCAUUUUCGGUUAAUCUAACAGAAUUUGAAGAAGUUAUGAUCAUCCAUUUCUUUUCUGAACAAGUUGUUGAUCUACUAGAAACAGCCCUCUCAGGUAGUUAAAAGUUAAUCUGCUAUGCUCUUAAUUUUCUGCUUAUUGGCCUUUGAAGUGUUUGAUUUCCCUAAUGUUCAGAUGGGCCCAGAAAGAUGGUUUAGCAACUAAAUGCCAUGUGUUGUCAAGUAAUUUUGCGAAAAGGAAAAAGGAAAAUCAGAUUAGUGCUUUUUUGGACUUAAUAUUAAAAUAAUACGUCUUUAGAACAAUUACUUUUGAAUGGUUUCUCAAUUGGUUCAAAUGAACGUAAUGGUUACCACUGUUCAGUUCAGACUUUAGACUGAUUUAUAUAGCCUGUACAACCUUCAUUUCAGCCCCCUGAUUCUCUUUAUAUUAUUGUAUUAAGUAUUAGCACAUUGGCUUCUAUAAUGAACUAUGGUGAAUUGUUGGUGAGUGUUGUCUACUAAUUAUAGCACAAGAGGGUUUUACAACUCAUUGUAUGCCAUAUGUUCUGUGGAGUAACUUCCAGGAACAAUAUAUUUUCAAAGUUUGCUAACAAUUCAGACAAUCAUAGAACUAUCUCAAAACAACAAAUUAUCAGGUAAUUGGAGAGGAAGGAAACUAGUUUGGGCAAUCAAUUUUAUAUUGAUCAUUUAAAAUUUGAAUAACCACAAUGUUUUCUCUUGUUAAUGAAGGAAAAUCUGCAACUGCUAGUAGUAGUUUCAUAAAUCUAUUCAAGGAGCAAAUUAAGUCCCUCACAACUUCAACCUCUUUUUAGAUGGUCUGCUGACAUAUGAAGCUUUUUUAGUAAGCUGAUGGGUGGUGAUGAGAGUCGAGAAUCGUUGCUUUCAGAAGCAAGAGAUCAUUCUCAUCUCAAUGAGAUAAGUGACCUCCAGAGGAGAAGGCCACGGCGUGGUAAAUCUUCAGAUAAAGAGAACAACCUCAAAGAAAAAAAUGUGGUCCAAAACCCUUUACACUCUCAAUAUAUAGAUCCAAAACAAGAAGCAGAAUUCCAUUUCAAGACAGUGUUGUUGUGGCUAGCUGCAUACCUAGGAGGAGGAACACUAUGCUUCCUUCUCACAAGUCAUCAGAUCAAGGGCAUUAAAACCAAUGGGUUUCUUGAUGCCAUUUACUUCUGUGUUGUGACGAUGACUACUGUUGGAUAUGGAGAUCUUGUGCCAGAUAGCCAAUUGGCAAAACUUCUUGCAUGCAUUUAUGUCUUCACAGGCAUGGCUCUUGUAGGGUUAAUUCUUAGCAAGGCAGCAGAUUACAUUGUUGAAAAGCAGGAAAUAUUUCUAGUUAGAACCUUAUUCAAGGGUGAAAAUUUUGGUCCAGAAGAGCUUUCCAAAGAGGUCGAAACUAACAAAGCAAAAUACAAAUUCAUUCUCGCAGCAUCCGUCUUUUUGGUGCUUAUGAUUUCAGGGACUAUUUUUCUGCAUUAUAUUGAAAAUCUAGAUUUUGUUGAUGCCCUAUAUUGUGUUUGUUCCACAGUCACUACUUUAGGUUAUGGGGAUAAGAGCUUCUCGACUACUAUUGGCCGUGCUUUUGCUGUGUUCUGGAUAUUGAGCAGUACCAUUUGCUUAGCUCAGUCUUUUGCUUAUCUUGCUGAAUUUUAUACUGAAGAAAGACAGAAAGCAAUGGCUAAAAUAGUUCUUACACGAAAGUUGUCACUCCUUGAUCUUGAGGCGGCUGAUCUUGAUGGAGACCAUGUUGUCAGUGCCACAGAGUUCGUAUUAUACAAGUUGAAGGAAAUGGGAAAGAUCAACCAAGAAGAUAUUUUAGUUGUGAUGGACAUUUUUAGAAAACUAGAUGUUGAUAAAUCAGGAACCCUGACAGAAGCUGAUCUAAAAUAUUCUGAAUCAUCUAAACCAUAGCCCUAGGCCAGCCUAGUACAUCAUGAAUUUCAAUUUUCAUUUUAAACUUUGUCAUCUGUAUCAUCUUUUAUAUACACUGUAUUGAGGUAUUUCAAAGUGUUCCUGUAGGAACUAUACUCUCUGUAAGCUACAAGGAUAUAUGAUGUUAGCGUGCGCACACA